Molecule: messenger RNA, 582 nt
Organism: Truncatella angustata
Lineage: Eukaryota; Fungi; Ascomycota; Sordariomycetes; Amphisphaeriales; Sporocadaceae
Exons: 1
Coding region: 60-572 (170 amino acids)
Source: RefSeq, a predicted model, not a curated record
CCGGUUUCAUUUCUGUUUAACACGCUUGCAUUCCCAUGCAUACCUUUGCUUGACAGCUAAUGUCGAACCCUAAUACCGAGCUCGAGUUGAGCUGCCUAUCGGAAGGCAAGUUCUAUGUUCGUGAUAUUGCCAAAGUACGCUUCAUCGGCUGCUCCACGGUUGACCCGUUUGCCGACGGAUCCGGCUACUGCCCCCAACUGGACCUUCGACCCUCAAGUUUCUCAUCAGGCCAUUGUAACGAGAUUCGCAAGCAAAGAUGCGAUGACUCGGAUGAUGACAAAAACUGGUAUACUUGUCAAGCUUCGCCGCCUUUUCUUGAAUAUUGCCGAUCUAUCCCUUGCCAAUCAAUCACAUGUCAAACAGAGGAUAUCAUUCCUGCAAGGUUGAGUCACGACCAGACUGCUGCUCAAGCCUUGAUUGGAAUUACAUCAACUGCCUCAACGCCAACGUCAAACCCAUUACAGUCCUCAAACAAAAAUACCGGGGCUCAUUUGUCGACUGUCGCUAUCAUAAGAAUAGCCGUGAGUGGUGCCGUGGUCGUCUUAAUUCUUAUCGGGGUAUUGGCAUAUUAAUGUAGCUGAU